AUGGUACAAGUCCGCUUCUCUGAACCCACCAAACUGGCCAAGGACAAUGUCCAAUGGCACGAGUUCUUGUCGUUGGAGUCUCCUCACCCUUAUGGAGUGCUGCCGUCUGGAAAUGCCCUCGUGAAUAAUUCUACAACGACCACAAGUAGAAAUAAUCCCAAGCAAGCCUUUGUGCGACAAUUGCGCGACGAGACAUGGUUGUCCAUUUUGGGCUUUUGCAACGGCUACAGUCUGAGUCGUCUGGUACAAUCGUGUCGGUACUUCUACGUGGCGGGCCAUCAACCGGAAUUGUGGCGUGAUUUGGUACUCUAUCAAUUGCACGCGUCGCAAUCCCAUUUGUCGCGGGACGUCAUGGGAGACUCGUGGAAGGAUUGUUUUAUCAGGUUGCAGCACCAAGGCAAACAAAGACAUUCAAUUCCCCACAAACCGCUGAAAAUAUCUGGUUUUUAUUCCGAUGACCUCUAUCGGUUGCACAGUUGUCGCGCCUUUUGUAUUCCCCCCGCGUGGCUGGAAGAACAUGCACCACUUGACAAUCCACAGCACUGGACAUCGAAAGGACUGGUGCCGUGUAUUGCAGCCGCUACGAUGACAUCGGAGAAAUUUAUUACAGAAUUUGAACAACCCAAUCAACCGGUCGUCAUUAAAGGCGCUGCCACAUCCUGGAAAGCCUGUAAGGAUUGGAAGGACCCUCAAUAUAUGCGACAACAAACCCAGGGGAGAACCUUUCGGGCCACCAGUGGCGCCGCGCCACUCCCCGCCAAUUUUACACUGGAUGCCUUUCAACAGUACUGCUCGCAACCCAUCCUCGAAGAGGCACCCCUCUAUCUCUUUGAUCGGGAAGCACUUCAACCCCACUCGCCACUCCAUGACGACUUUUAUCCCGAUUUGCAACGCACGUGUCCCUACUUGGAUCCCGCUCCAACUCUUUUGGACACUGACGACAAAGUAGGCCACGAUUUGUUCCAAGUACUGGGAGAAGGCAAACGACCCGAUCAUACCUGGGCCAUUUUAGGGGGCAGUCACAGUGGGAGUGUCUUUCACAUUGAUCCCAAUGCCACGCAUGCAUGGAAUGCCGCCAUUUGUGGACGCAAACGAUGGAUCUUUUAUCCACCCUCGAUUACACCACCGGGAAUACAUCCGUCGGCUGAUGGCGACGAAGUGGCAUUGCCGCUGUCCAUUGGGGAAUGGAUCUUGACGUUUUGGAGGGAUCAUCAGGAGCGUAAAAAGAAUGCACCGCCACACGAACGACCACUGGAAUGCACGGCCCAUCCGGGCGAUGUCGUUUUUGUCCCGCACGGAUGGUGGCACAUGGUCAUCAAUCUCGAUCAAGUCAAUAUUGCUAUUACACACAACUAUGUCAGUCGCAGCAACCUGGGAAAUCUAUUGCGAUUUCUACGUCAAAAGGAAGAACAAAUUAGUGGGUGUCGAGAUCGAGCAGAGAGUAUCAAACCGGAACAACUUCACAAUGUCUUUCUCACGGCGUUGCAACAACAAUUUGGAACGGAUGCGCCCUGGUUGGUGGCGGCACAACAGCAGGCAGAAUCGCAUUGGACGUGCAAGGCGUGGAAAGAUGAUGACGACAACAAUAACAACAACAAACAAUCGAGGAAGCGACCAUUGGAAGACACUGGUGCUUCUGGUGUCAAGACGACGACAAGUGUCAUGGCAAAGGCAAAAACAUCCACCAACGUGGAACAAUCUACGACAGUAGCCAGCAAUGCGCCUUUUAGCUUCUCGUUCCUUUGA
This is a messenger RNA of Seminavis robusta, 1746 nucleotides long. NCBI's taxonomy places the organism in Eukaryota, Bacillariophyta, Bacillariophyceae, Naviculales, Naviculaceae. The record is from the annotation of a GenBank genome assembly.